AUAAGUCCAAAAAUUUAAAAAUCAGUCAAAAAGUCAUUUUUUCAAACACUCUAAAAAAACACUCGUAUAGUCCUGCUGGUUUGGUCCAAAUCCACAUUGGGUCCAUUCAAACCGGACCGUGAAAUAGCCGAUCCUCAAAAGUUUCCGGGUCAAAAAUUGGAGCAACAGCUGGUACCGGAUCUCCGUGCAUUGCGUCGGAAUGAGCUUGACUCUCUUGCAGAGCUACUCCUCCGCCGAGGAAGACGACGGUGAAGUAGAUGAGAAGUCACCGGACUACGACAGAUCCGAAGAAGAAGACGGCGGUGUGGACGACGCUGUUUCGCUGAACCGUUACAAGCCUCUCGUCGACCCUAACCCUACGCCGUCUUCCUCCCUCCCCUCUGCUCUCGCCGCAUUCUCCGAGGUUUCUGGACCUCCGGAGUUUUUAAACAACAGUGUGGAUGAAACAGCUGCCAAUGAAGCUGGAAACCAGCGGUGGCGGCAUGGUCGCCGUAAGAACUCCAGAGAUAAGAAAGAUUUACCUUCUGGUGUUGUUGUUGAGGCUAAAGCUCAUUUGGUUGGGAUCCAUGAGAGAGUCAGAAGUGAUGUAGAGGGUAUCAUACCCAAGAAGCCCAAUGGGCAAAGGAAUCUUUCUUCAGCUUCUGCACAAGGAGGCAAUUCUUCUGUGAGAAACCCAAAUGCAGAACUUGCAUCAGCACUUCUGAGGGACACAAAUACUGAGGCAGAUAAGAAAAAAGGAUCAACCAUCAAAGACAAGGAGAAGGUGAAGAGGAUGAGGGGUCAAUCCUCCCAUGCUUCGUGGAAGAGCGAGACGGAGAUGAUCUUGCGCCAGCAUUUCGAUUAGGUGUUGCAGCUUUAUGUUAGUUUCUUUCUGUGUUGCACCGGUUCUUCUAAUAAGUACCGCUUUCCGUUCCCAUUUGGAUACUUUGGGUCGUCCGACACCCAAAUCCUUUGUUAAGUUCGGAAAAGCUGGCGGGCAACAUAGGUUUCUUGCCCAAGCAUAAUUCAGCCUGAAGCGAGAAGAUGGGAGAUUUACUACAUUGUACAGAAUCAUGUUUGUGAACUGUCACAGCAUUCUAUGUUCCUUCACUUGGGUAGUUUUUAUGAUGUUUGCAAUGAGGAUUAUUUUCUUACAUUGAAGGCAUAGAAUUGUUUGUAACUUGUAACCAACUGAUAAACUAUUUCUAUUAUU
Messenger RNA from Cuscuta campestris, 1192 nucleotides. NCBI's taxonomy places the organism in Eukaryota, Viridiplantae, Streptophyta, Magnoliopsida, Solanales, Convolvulaceae. The record is from the annotation of a GenBank genome assembly.